AUGCCUGACCAAAGAGCAGGGGACUACAUCCUUCGGGAGGUCCACAGUGGAAUCUGCGGUGACCACUCUGGAUCCCGAUCGCUCGCACACAAGGUCUUCCGCAGGGUAUUUCUGGCCGACUCUGCACCAGGAUGCGAACACAUUAGUCAGGAGUGUGACAAAUGCCAGCGGUUCGGUAGUGUCCCUCAUAUUCCUGCCGAGCCGCUGUCACCGAUCGUGAGCCCGUGGCCGUUCGCCCAGUGGGGACUAGAUCUAAUUGGUCCAUGCCAGAGGGCAAGGGGUCAGGUCAAAUACGCUGUUGUUGCCGUAGACUACUUCACCAAAUGGGUAGAAAGCCAAAGCCCUAGCGACAAUAACGGCAGCCAGAGUCGAAGAUUUCGUCUGGACGAACAUUUGCUGCCGAUUCGGCAUCCCCUACGCCAUCGUCACGGAUAA
Prunus armeniaca (apricot) is the source of this 435-nucleotide messenger RNA. The record is from the annotation of a GenBank genome assembly. NCBI's taxonomy places the organism in Eukaryota, Viridiplantae, Streptophyta, Magnoliopsida, Rosales, Rosaceae.